AUGGAAGUGGGUUUGUAUGGAAAGCGCAACACUGAUCCUCUUAACCUUCGUUUGCUAAGGCCAGAAGAAAGUUGGGAGUUAUUAGAGAAAAGGGCAUUUGGAAACAAGAGUUGCCCUGAUGAACUAUUGGAUGUUGGAAAAGAAAUCGCCCAAAAUUGUAAGGGACUUCCUUUGGUUGUUGAUCUGAUUGCUGGAGUCAUUGCAGGUAGGGAAAAGACAAAGUCUGUAUGGCUUGAAAUUCGAAAUAAUUUGAAUUCCUUUAUUUUGAAUAGUGAAGUUUAUGUGAUGAAAGUUAUGAAAUUAAGUUAUGACCAUUUACCUCUUCAACUAAAGCCAUGCUUUCUCUACCUUGCGAGGUAUCCGAAGGACAAUGCAGUGGAUAGAGAUUGGUUGAAAAUGUUUUGGUGUGCUGAAGGGCUUGUUGAACAGACAGAGCUGAAGAGUUUGGAAGAAGUGAUGGAAAUUUAUUUGGAUAAUUUAAUUUCCAGUAGCUUGGUAAUUGCUUUCAAUGAGAUAGGUAAUUACCCGACUUGCCAACUACAUGAUCUUGUGCAUGACUUUUGUUUGAUAAAAGCAAAAGAGGAAAGGUUGUUUGAGAAGGUAAGUUCAAGUGAUCUAUCUUCUUCUUCAGAUUUGAUGCCGCAUAUAGUGACCAUUUAUUAUGAUAAGGAGCACUUUGAAUAUAACAAUUUCGUCCUGCUCGAUUCAAAAAUGAAAAGGCAGUAUGGUAAACACCUCUAUUCUUUGGUGAUAACUGGAGACGAGAUGGAAGAUCGUCUUUCUGAUGCAUGUCACCUAAGAGACUUGAGGCUUCUUAGAGUGUUGUACCUGAAGCCAUCUUUUAUGAUGGUGAAAGAGUCUUUGCUGAAUGAAAUAGGCAUGUUGAAUCAUUUGAGGUUCUUAAGCAUUGGGACAGAAGUUAAAGCUCUGCCUUUAUCUUUCUCAAACCUUUGGAAUCUAGAAACCCUAUGGGUUAAAAACAAAGGAUCAACCUUGGUACUAUUACCUAGUAUUUGGGAUCUUGUAAAGUUGCGAGUGCUGUCCAUUGAUGAUUGUUCUUUCUUUGACUUGGAUACUGUUGAAUCAAUACUGAUAACUGAGGACUCACAGUUAGAGAACUUGAGAGAAUUAGGGAAACUCGUGCUUUCCUAUUCAAAAGAAACAGAGGAUAUUUUCAAAAGGUUCCCCAAUCUUCAAGAGCUUUCAUUUGUUCUCAAGGAAUCAUGGGAUUACUCAACAGAGCGAUAUUGGUCCCCGAAAUUUGAUUUCCUAACUGAACUAGAACACCUCACAGUAGAUUUUAAAAGUUCAAAUUCCAAUGACAGUGGGGCCUCUGUAGCGACAAAUCGGUCGUGGGAUUUUCACUUCCCUUCCAAUUUGAAAACAUUGUUGUUGUAUGACUUUCCUCUGGCAUCCGAUUCACUAUCAACAAUAGCGAAACUGCCCAAUCUUGAAGAGUUGUUCCUUAGGAGAACAAUCAUCCAUGGGGAGGAAUGGAACAUGAGGGAGGAAGACACCUUUGAGAAUCUCAAAUAUUUGAACUUGACUGAAGUGACUCUUGCUAAGUGGGAAGUUGGAGAGGAAUCCUUUCCUGUGAUUGAGAAAUUAGUACUGCGGAAAUGUCAUAUGCUUAAGGAGAUUCCACCUAGUUUCGGUGAUAUUUGUUCGUUGAAAAUCAUCAAACUUGUAGAGAGCCCUCAUGUUGAAGAUUCUGCUAAGAAGAUUAAACAAUAUGUUGAAGAUAUGGGAGGGGACGAGCUUCAG
Molecule: messenger RNA, 1764 nt
Organism: Capsicum annuum
Lineage: Eukaryota; Viridiplantae; Streptophyta; Magnoliopsida; Solanales; Solanaceae
Product: putative late blight resistance protein homolog R1A-10
Exons: 1
Biological process (GO): protein folding
Molecular function (GO): ADP binding; alpha-tubulin binding
Source: RefSeq, a predicted model, not a curated record